This is a messenger RNA of Onychostoma macrolepis, 3621 nucleotides long. RefSeq names its product cadherin-related family member 5. NCBI's taxonomy places the organism in Eukaryota, Metazoa, Chordata, Actinopteri, Cypriniformes, Cyprinidae. Gene Ontology annotation, molecular function: cadherin binding; calcium ion binding. The record is from RefSeq and is a predicted model, not a curated record. The coding region runs from base 142 to 1659 and encodes 505 amino acids. The transcript has 14 exons. Gene Ontology annotation, biological process: homophilic cell-cell adhesion; adherens junction organization; cell-cell junction assembly. Gene Ontology annotation, cellular component: catenin complex; membrane; adherens junction.
GUGACACACAUACUCUGUACUCGAACUCUCUUUUACACAGUCACAUCCAAAAUAAAGAGUUCUGUGGAUGGUAAUAAUGUAACUUUGGAGAGAAAAUCUGGACAUCUGGACCUGAAGAACAGUUAGAUGGGACAGUGAGAGAUGGUUUUGAGGUUGAUCUUCAGUGAACAGCCACUGUGGAAGAUCCUAAUAUUCUGCCAGCUAUAUUCUGCGGUCAGCCGGCAUUCUGUAAUUGCCAGCAAUUGUGACGGUGGGCAUGACGUGUUUGCCAAAGUAAAAGAGAAUAGCCUGAUGGGAACCUUUAUUGCCAACCUUAGUUUCACUGCACAGCCAUCAUCCAAUCAUAUGCACUUAAAACUUUCUGGAAAAGAUGCUAAUUGGUUUUAUCUGGAGGGAAGAACCAUUAGACUGAACUCAACAUCAACUAGGAUUAUUGAUAGAGAGAUACACGGCUCAGUUUUAACAGCAACUGUAAGGUGUUACGAACAUAAAGCGCUACAGGCUGAACACAGGAUCAUGGUAGAGGUUCUGAACGAGAAUGACAACAAACCUGAGUUCCUACAAAGAUCAGUUCAACCUCUGCAGCUCAGCGAGUUGACAGCGGUGAACUCUGUAGUGUUUACAGUCCAGGCCACAGAUGCUGAUGGAGACACACUCACAUACGUCAUCGAUGAAACAUCACCUGAUGCCAGGUAUUUUCGAGUGGACUUACCCAACAGUGGCAAAGUGGUUCUCAACAAGUCACUGGACUACGAGAUCAAAACUCAGCUCCAACUGACUCUUUAUGCAGUGGAGAUGAACACAAAUGAACACUACAACACAACGGCAACAAUAAUCAUCAAUGUGAUAGAUGGGGACGACCAGUACCCACAAUUCCAGCCUUGCACUCUUCUCUCAGCCAAUCACAGCAACCGCAUAUGUGCCAAUCCUCUGUACACCGCCAACAUCACAGAGAACGAGCAGGACAUUGUCUUGGAUUUCUUUCCGGGUCCGAUUCAAGCUGUGGAUGGUGAUGAGUGUCUCAGAACACCAGUAAAGUACACCAUCCUGUCAGGGGCAGAUAAUGGCAGAUUCGUCAUUGACAGUAAUUCUGGAGAGGUGAGGUUAACCAGAUGUGUGGAGAACAGACUGCUGAUCCCAACACUGAGACUGCGUGUUAUGGCAGCUCAGACGGAUGACCCGCUGAAAUAUGCAGUAGCCACAGUUCUGGUGAGGGUCCUAGCAGAAAACAGGUUUCCGCCGCAGUUUAAUCGUUCAACAUACCGUGGUUUUGUCAUCGAGAGCGCAAAUCCUGCCUCACUCGUCAUGACAUACGGCAACAAAUUACUUAUCCUGGAGGCCACAGAUCAAGACUUCACUGACGGCUUCAAUCCCAGACUGCAGUAUUCUCUAGACUCCCAACACAACAGCUCUCAGCUCUUUUACAUUACACAAGAAGGACUGCUCAUCGCUAAAACCAGCCUGCUACACCCCGGCCACAAAUAUUUCCUAGAGGUUCUAGCCACUGACCUGGAAUCAGGAGACACUGUUAAAGCUGCAUUGCAUGUGGAAGUUCUUCAAAAAGGCCAACCAGGUACUGGAAAAUAUUCAAGCUCUCUGGAUUAUAUCUUAAUUAGGAAUACACAAAUAUAUAAAAUGAAAAUUGUUUUACAUACAUAAAAUGUGCAACAAACUAGAAGUGAGCACUGUUUGUGCGAAGCUUGCCACAACAUACACUACCAGUCAAAGGUUUUCUGAAGGAUCAUGUGACACCAAAGACUGGCUGCUAAAAAUUCAGUUUGCAUCACAGGAAUAAAUUCAGUUUUAAAAUAUAUUCAAAUAGGAGAAAGUUAUUUUGAAUUGUAAUAAUAUUUCACACCGUUUUUACUAUAUUUUGUCACUUUUGACCGGUAGUGUAUAAUAACAAUACAUGGCUGAACAUAUAAUAAUAAAUAAUAAAAAAAAAAAAUGUAUUGUAUAAGUUCCACAGGGUCCUUUGGGGGCGGGGCAUGUGUACAGCAGUGAGCCAGUGGGCAGGGCAGAGGGCGUGGCAGGGGUGUGUCUGAUCCUGCUGGCCAUUACCUUAUUUACACUGGUGCGGUGCAUACGGAUGAUCAGAGAGAAGCGGGAUCAUGUCAUCCGGACCAGCGUGGCUGACAACAGACACCCUAAUGUGAUGAACCAGAGCCGACCGACGACUUUAGUGGAGGAAACGUUCUCACAUCACAACGAGGCAUUCAGCGAGUACGACCACUCCACCUCACCCUUCUACGGCAAACAGGGCAUCUACACCAAAACAGAGGAACCACCUCCAUCAUCAUCUGUGAACUUACCAUCAAUUACCUUCAACAAAUCCUUACGGGAACCAAGACGCAAUUAUCUGGCCCUGCGGCCCAAUGGGAGGCCUGUGAACAGGUUUAACAACAAAACGGUGUCAUUUCACGACUACGUCGUGGUUCGGGAAUGGGAUGAGGAGAGUGAAGAAAAUACGGAGACUACGUUCACAACAGAGGUGGAGAUUUGUACCGAUUUAGAAGAAAUGAACAUGGAUUGUGAAUUAGAAAAUGACGAUUCAGAUCUCCCAGAAGAAGAAUUUAAAAUCCAAUCGCAAAGAAUCACUUCAUACCGUGACGACAUAUACAAUGAGUCAGAAAUGCUCAAUAUGCACCUAAAAAGAGUCAACCGAGACUACGAAUCACAUAAUACAGACCACACACAAGUAAAAAUUGACUUGGAAGACAGAAUUCAGGAAAAACCACUGGAAACAAGGCACCAAAAAAUAGCUGGAAAGCACAGAUUCAAGUCUGAUAUACAAAGACACUCAACUGAAAGUCAAGAAAGAGAUCAAACGGUAACACAAAACUCACCAUUAAAAGAUACUACACAAGCAGAAUUCUCCAUUUUUCAAGGAGAGCCAUAUAUCAUUAACCCUAAAGCCUUGGUUUCAGAAGCCGAUAAACCCGUCCUCAACUAUUCAGAAAGCUUUAAAACAGAUGGUAGAAGAAAUCCGGAUGAUCUCAAUUUAGAUCCUCAGGUUUCAGUAGCUGAAAGUUCUGUACAAAGCAUUCAUGAUGUAAGUAACUUACAAACACAUCUAAGCACAUUAACACUUGAUCCAGGUCAAUACAAUGGAUCAGAAGAAUGUCUGGGAGUUGAGACGGACAACACCCCAAGCUCAAACAUAUAUUAUGUUAACGAGAACAUUGCAACAAAUUUAGAUGACAGUAGCCCAGAAGAGGAGUCUGUAUCUAAUCUAGAUACAAGCAGUCAACAUCUGAACUAUCUUCAUGAUCCUCACGACACACAGAUAGAAUGUUUCUACGAUACAGACACUGAUGAAACUAAUGAUGGGAGAUGAUAAUGGGAGAUUGAUGAAAGCUAAGAGCGAUACUGAAUCAACUUAAUGUUUGAAUUGAGCUUGAGCACCAAAUGAGCCUUUGUAAAAUGGGAAAAGUACAGAUUUGGCAUCUGCGAGGGAAUGAACAGAUGGGUGAGUAAUACAAGCGUUAAUCUAACUUCUAACCCAAAGUUUUAAAGUUUGCCCUGCACCGAUGGUUUUCAGAUAUCCUGUGCCCUUUCUGCAUUAUAUAAUGUACAUCAUUGCACACGGACAUGCUUUCUUUGUAUUGAAAUUGCACUUUG